UCACUUUUUCCAUCUCUUUUUCUUAUAGCUUGGAGAAACACAACAAAACUUUCCAAGCCCAAUGGUGUCAUCUUCUUCGAUUAUUGUUUUCUUUCUUUCUGUUUUUAUUAUUCUAUGUACCACAGAAGCUCUCGUAAAGCUACCGAGGAACGAAACAUUUCCAGCCGUGCUAGUUUUCGGAGAUUCGAUAGUGGAUCCGGGCAAUAACAACAAUCUUAGUACUGUGGUUAAGUGCAAUUUUCCACCGUAUGGGAGGGACUUCGUGGGAGGAUUUCCAACUGGAAGAUUUAGCAAUGGCAAAAUUCCGCCUGACUUCAUUGCUGAAGAAUUGGGAAUCAAAAAUCUACUGCCACCAUAUUCUAGCCCGUCUCUUCAACUUGGUGAUCUCCUGACUGGAGUGAGCUUCGCCUCAAGUGGCUCAGGAUUUGAUCCUCUAACACCUAAGCUUGUGUCAGUUUUAUCUCUGCGGGAUCAAUUAGGAAUGUUCAAAGAAUACAUAGGAAAGUUGAAAGUGAUGGUUGGAGAAGAGAGAACAAACACCAUUUUAAGCAAAAGCUUAUUUCUAGUAGUAGCAGGCAGUGAUGACAUUGCCAAUUCAUACUUUGUCAUCGGCGUUCGGAAACGCCAGUAUGAUGUUCCGGCUUACACUGAUUUUAUGGCCACCUCGGCUGCUUCUUUCUUGAAGGAAUUGUAUGGAUUGGGGGCACGAAGAAUAGGUGUUGCCAGUGCACCUCCAUUGGGGUGUCUGCCAUCACAGAGAAGCUUAGCAGGAGGGAAACAAAGAGAGUGUGCUGAGGAUCACAACGAAGCUGCGAAGCUGUUCAACACCAAGCUCUCGUCUCAAUUGGAUUCUCUCAACGCCAAUUCUCCCCAGGCAAAGUUUGUCUACAUUGAUAUUUACAAACCCUUUCUCGAUCUCAUCCAAAACCCUCAAAAAUCAGGGUUUGAAGUGGUGGAUAAAGGUUGUUGUGGCACAGGGAGAAUAGAGGCGGCAGCACUAUGUAGCCUAUUAAGUUCAUUUACUUGUGAAGACGCGUCAAAUUAUGUAUUUUGGGAUAGUUAUCAUCCUACAGAAAGAGCAUACAAGGUUAUAAUAGAGAAGAUCAUCCAGAAAUGCGUGGACGGCUUCUUCUGAUCAAACUGAUAUCUCUUUUAUGUCCAGCCCAUAUAUGGCAAGCUUCACUGCCUUAAAUUAUUUGUAAUGGUGAAAAUGGGUCUUCCUUUUAGGUUUUGUAAUCAUAGUUAAAAGAGCUAUUAUGGAUGUAAAAUGUGCGAACACAUAAUCCAUGAUAACUCAAUCAUCAUGUAAAAUGCAGUUCUACUCCUUGAAACUGUCUUGUUUUUCUUGGCGUUCUUCUUCUUCUUUGUUAUGUCUGUCUGUUUCUCUUGUUUGAAAGACCACCCAAGCUAUGUUAAAUCUGCCUUGUGUAAUGGAAAGUAGUCCUCUGAAUUGCUUGGUAA
Molecule: messenger RNA, 1461 nt
Organism: Vitis vinifera (wine grape)
Lineage: Eukaryota; Viridiplantae; Streptophyta; Magnoliopsida; Vitales; Vitaceae
Product: GDSL esterase/lipase EXL3
Exons: 5
Coding region: 62-1135 (357 amino acids)
Cellular component (GO): extracellular region
Molecular function (GO): hydrolase activity, acting on ester bonds
Source: RefSeq, a predicted model, not a curated record